Molecule: messenger RNA, 1246 nt
Organism: Quercus robur (English oak)
Lineage: Eukaryota; Viridiplantae; Streptophyta; Magnoliopsida; Fagales; Fagaceae
Product: protein CHLOROPLAST J-LIKE DOMAIN 1, chloroplastic
Exons: 10
Coding region: 164-1018 (284 amino acids)
Cellular component (GO): chloroplast membrane
Source: RefSeq, a predicted model, not a curated record
ACCCAUAAGUGGUAUAUUUCCCAAGAAUUCGAAUUCCCAUUAUCUUUUAUUUUACGCUCCCAAUACCCCUGCAAACAAAACCAAAACCCUAUCAAAACCUCAAAAAUCCAAUUUCCAAACCCCCCAUUUUCACACAGACACAAAGAGAGAGAAUCACACAGCAAUGGCUUUCGCAGUCUUCAAUGCCUUUCACUGCCCCGCACUCCACUCUCCGCAAACGAAUUUGGGGCCCAAAUUCUCAAAGCUCCCACCUUCGUUCCUCAGAGUUCCUAGAACAAUCCUGCGGAAUAAUGGAAGGGUGAUCUAUGCUGCAGCAUCUGCUGCAGGAAGCUCUAAUCCUGGCAGUGAUUUAAAUCCGUAUGAGGUGCUUGGCGUGAGACCCAUUGAGGGAUUUGAAAAGAUCAAGACAGUAUAUACAAAAAAACGCAGGGAAGCUGAGAGAGCAGGUGAUGAAGCAACUGCUGCCAGACUUGAGCAAGCAUAUGAUAAAGUCAUGAUGGAACAAUUCACAAAUCGCAAGAAGGGCAUGACAUAUGGUUCAUUCAAGGUUUCAAAGGACAUCAAAUAUGCUGAUAAGCAGCCAAUAGUACCAUGGGGUCCAAGGUUCACCAAGUCCAGUGAAAAAGAUAUGCGCAUCAACAUGGCAAUAUCUGCUGUAUUUGCAGCUUGGAUUUUUAUCAAGCGCAGUGCUGAAUAUAAACCUUUGCAAUUUUUAGCCUUUGCUUUUGUUUAUCGGAUUUUUGAGAAGUUGAAGUCCUUUGAGCCAUCAGUGUCACCAACAUAUACAGAAGAUGGUGAAGAUACAGGGCGAGCACUGCGAAUGGGGAAGCGCCUGCUUCGUUCUCUUGGACUAGUUUUUGGCUGUAUUGCUGUUGCAUCUCUGGCAUACACUGGUGUUUUAAAUUUGAUUGAGUUUGUAGGUGGUUACAUACCUGCCUUUCUUUACAACAACCAGGAACUAUUAGUCACUGCUUCAACGUCAGUCAUGCUCUACGUUAUGGCAUCAUAUUAUAGAUAAAAAUCUCUCAAGAGAUGGAACCAUAUGGCAACUUAUCAUUGGAGAGUCAAAUUCCUGAUCUGUUAUGUCAAAUUUUGUUAAGUGAGGUACUAAUAUCGUUUUGUUAUUUAUUUAUUUAUAUAAAUACUACUGAUUUUGGUGUUAGCAUUUUUAUUUAUCUGCAAAAUAAUAUAUCUGCUUCAAAGACUUUCAUCUUGAUGUAUAACAAAUGUAACUCUUUUCUACUUC